GCGAUUUCCGGCUUGCUGAAGAAAGUUGAGCAGGAGAGGUCUGCAGGUUCUUGGAUUCCGAAAAUGGACAGUCAAGGAAGGAAAGUGGUGGUUUGUGACAAUGGAACCGGGUUUGUGAAGUGCGGCUAUGCGGGCUCCAACUUCCCCGAGCACAUCUUCCCCGCGCUGGUGGGCCGGCCCAUAAUCCGCUCCACCGCCAAAGUGGGCAACAUCGAGAUCAAGGACCUGAUGGUGGGGGACGAGGCGAGCGAGCUGCGGUCCAUGCUGGAGGUGAACUACCCCAUGGAGAACGGCAUUGUGCGGAACUGGGACGACAUGAAGCACCUGUGGGACUACACCUUCGGGCCCGAGAAGCUCAACAUCGAGUCGCGCAACUGCAAGAUCCUGCUCACCGAGCCUCCCAUGAACCCCACCAAGAACCGCGAGAAGAUCAUCGAGGUAAUGUUCGAGACGUAUCAGUUCUCUGGGGUUUACAUUGCUAUCCAGGCUGUUCUCACACUCUACGCCCAAGGUCUCCUGACGGGCGUGGUGGUGGACUCGGGCGACGGCGUGACCCACAUCUGCCCCGUCUACGAGGGCUUCUCCCUGCCCCACCUGACCCGGCGACUGGACAUCGCCGGGAGGGACAUCACUCGCUACCUCAUCAAGCUGCUGUUGCUGAGGGGCUACGCCUUUAACCACUCUGCGGACUUUGAGACGGUGCGCAUGAUGAAGGAGAAGCUGUGCUACGUGGGCUACAACAUCGAGCAGGAGCAGAAGCUGGCGCUGGAGACCACCGUGCUGGUGGAGUCCUACACGCUCCCGGACGGCAGGGUCAUCAAGGUGGGGGGGGAGAGGUUUGAGGCCCCCGAGGCCCUAUUCCAGCCCCACCUCAUCAACGUGGAGGGGGUGGGCGUGGCCGAGCUGCUCUUCAACACCAUUCACGCGGCUGACAUCGACACCAGGGCGGAGUUCUACAAGCACAUCGUCCUUUCGGGGGGCUCCACCAUGUACCCCGGCCUGCCGUCCCGCCUGGAGAGGGAGCUGAAGCAGCUGUACCUGGAGCGCGUGCUCAAGGGCGACGUGGACAAGCUGUCGAAAUUCAAGAUCCGGAUCGAGGACCCGCCCCGGCGCAAGCACAUGGUGUUCCUGGGCGGGGCCGUGCUGGCAGACAUCAUGAAAGACAAGGACAACUUCUGGCUGACGCGCCAGGAGUACGAGGAGAAGGGGAUGCGCGUUCUGGAGAAACUGGGGGUCACCGUCAGAUAAACCGGGGACACGCGGCCCCCCUCGGCCUCCCUUCACCCCCCCCCCCCCACCCCCCACCACCCCACCACACACCCAUCUGUCCGUCUUCCACCUCUUCUUUUUGUUCUUCUCUCGCUUAUUCCUUAGAACCACUCAUCCAUCGCGAGGAGAAAGAGAGAGAGAAGAGAGGGAGGAAGGGAGGGAGGGAGAGAGGGAGGGAGGGAGGGAGGGGUGUGGCUUUGAGGCGGGGUUUAAGGGGGAGGGGAUUGGGAGGGUUCACUUGUGGGCCGGUUGGCGUGGUUACGACGGUUUUUUUUUUUCUUUUUCUUUUUUUCUCCCCGGGAAAGUUUCUAUUUUCUGCCCCCCCCCCCCCCACUCGUAUCUAAAUGCCAAAAAUAAAAUGAAAUAAAUUUUUUUUUAAAGUAGAAAGUAAAGGAAGAAAAUCCACCUAGAAUAUGGUUUUGUGAUUAUUACCUCUGGCCCUGACGUGCUGGAGGUGCCCCAGUAACGGCUUUCUCUAGGCAAGCUGCUCGCUGUCAGUGUUCUAGCCUUCUCUCUCUCUCUCUCUUUCUCUCUCUCUCUCCCUCCUCUUGUCCAUUCCUUUGCUUUUUACAGAAAUAUGUCUUUCUAGGAUAUUAUCUUGUGAGGCACUGUAGGAUAAGUGACUCACUCACCCACACCCAGUGUUGUUGUUUGUUGAGGGGCAUGGGGGUGGGAACAUUGGUGUUGGUGGGGGGUCAGAGGGCAUGUGGGUGUGGCCCAGCCGUUCUCUAGUCACAUGGUACACCCUUUCCCCGUGGCUGGGCCGGAGCGUACAGUCAGCUUCCUUGACUCUAAAUCGAUUGGAAUUCUCUUAGCGGUGCUCUCGCUGUCCCCUCCCAGUAAAAAGGCAUUUCAUUCCACGAGGGGGGAACCCGAGAGGCAUUCGGUUCCGGUCAGGACAUUUUUCUUUUUUAUUUUUUAAUGCUGUUUUUUUUCUCUUUUUUUUUCUUUUGGUGGGA
Anguilla anguilla (European eel) is the source of this 2228-nucleotide messenger RNA. RefSeq names its product actin related protein 2a (gene actr2a). The record is from RefSeq and is a predicted model, not a curated record. Gene Ontology annotation, cellular component: Arp2/3 protein complex; actin cortical patch. Lineage: Eukaryota; Metazoa; Chordata; Actinopteri; Anguilliformes; Anguillidae. The transcript has 9 exons. Gene Ontology annotation, molecular function: actin filament binding. Bases 64 to 1248 code for a protein of 394 amino acids. Gene Ontology annotation, biological process: Arp2/3 complex-mediated actin nucleation.